UAAACCUCCUUCACUGACAGAUAAAUGCACUUCCACAUCUACAUUGUCGUCGGUAUCUUCACUGCCUCCAUCUUUACAUGCUUGUCUGGGGGGCUUGGUGCGGUUUCAGAGUCAGAUAAAGAACCUCUGCCUGGCUUCGCUUUCAGUUGGUUAGAUGACAAGGAUACAUUUGACGCUGGUGAUGUAGCAAUUAUAAAGAUCAAAGUAUUACCCAAUUCUGUCGGUGGUGCCAAUAUUUUCCCUGAUCAAAAUCCCUUCAAUCUUUCGCUCGCAGUGAAUGGAAGAAAGGGCAAUAGUACAUAUAUAUCUGGUGUGUCAUUAAUUUUUGACAGGAAUUCUACUGAUUGGAGUAUUUCCUUCGUACCGAUUAUGGUUGGGGUGUUUAAUGUCCUUAUCAGCGAUGAUCAUUUUGGGAUUUCAGAUUCAUCACUUCAUUUCCAAGUUUUAGCAGGGCAUAUGUACCCAUCUGUGUCUGUUGCUUCAUGGGGGAAUCUUGUUAAUGAGUUUGUCGCUGGGACGAGGGCUACUGUUUUAAUGCUUUCUAAAGAUGCUUUUGGGAAUAAUAUAUCAUCAACCAGUGAUGAACCGGGUUCCUAUAUAUUUACGUUAUCUGCAUUUUAUGAAAAUGGUUCUCUUGCAAGUGUUCUCAACAUCUCCUACAUGGGAUGGAAUGGAUUCGGCUAUGUUGGUGUCAAGUUUAUUGCUGCCAUAGCUGGAAGUCUUUUAUUACAUGUAGAGGUGGGGAACCAAACCUUGAGUGGCUCUCCUCUACCAUUCAAGGUAAAUCCAGGGCCACUGGAUAUCUCCAAUUGCUUGGCAAAAUGGAAUUAUGAAACAAAUGCUCUGCAAAUAUUUUCUAAGCUAGAGAUCUUUAUACACCAACAAGAUCAAUAUGGAAACCUUGUUCCAGGUUUAUAUGCAUUUGAUGCUCAAGUUGUUGAGAAGGAAACAAAUUUGUCUAUUCCUAUAGCAGAUUUGAACUUUAAAGAGGUGGUACCAGGUAUUCAGUUGUUUUCUUUCAGUGCACUUGAACUGGGGGACUUCAAGCUCACAAUUUAUGAUGGGGAGCAGAACCAGAGCAUCUCCAAUAUGCCAUAUGACUAUACUGUUUUUAUAGGUUACUGUGAUGGACUGAAGAGUGUUGUCAAUGGUUCUGGCUUAACUGGUUCUGUUGCUGGCCAGAUAUCAAAAUUUUCAGUUUAUUUGAAUGAUAGAUACGAAUAUCCCUCUCCAAUUGAUGCUGAUAGGAUUCGGGUGCGAAUUUUGAGAAAAGUUGAUUCAGCUAAUGUAUGGCCAAGCAUUUAUCCUAUGCAGCUCGCUAAUGCCACAAUGCAUGCGCCCACCGGAAAAUUCAGUUAUGGGGAUACCAGCUUUAUUGGAAGUGCUCCUGCACCAUCUAUUGACCCAAAGAACAGUUCUGCUGCACACACCAAAAUUCAGACUAGUGUUUUUGAUGUCAUUUAUACACCCGAAAAAUCUGGACUCUAUGAGAUCCGAGUAUUCUGCGGAAAUAUUCCAUUAAAUAAUGGCAAUCCUUAUACAAAGGAAGUAACAGCAGGUGAAGUGAAUGUAUCACUCUCAGGAGUUGUAAAAUUUGUACCCAAAGUAUCGAAGCUGGUUAGAAAUGAAAUUGUGGUACAACUCAUGGAUUCAUUUUCCAACCCUGUUCUAAUGCAGCAAUCAAAGCUGAGCCUUGAGAUUGGUUCCAUCAAUAAUUCUGGUUUCUUGAAUUGGAAGUUCAUGGAUAACAGAGAUGGGUCCUAUGUUGGUUACUUUUUAGCCAAGGAUGUUGGCACCUACGAGAUGUGCAUUUCAUUUGAGGGAAAACGCUUGUCUCCUUGUCCUUUUGGGGUCAACGUUUACAGUGGGGAAUAUUUUCCUAAAGCCUAUAAUGAUACUCUAUUUGUUUGGGAGGAUGAGUCAGUUGCUUUUGAUGCUAUAGGAAAUGACUACUUCGCUGGUGGAAAUGCAAGCAUUGUUGAAUCGUCAAUGCCAUGUCAUGGAUCACUUCUCCAGUAUGGUCAACUGUUCAGAUAUACACCUUAUAAAGGUUACUUUGGGAAUGAUUCCUUUACUUACACUAUAUCUGAUAUAAAUGAAAAUAUGGUUUCCGCCUCAGUAAUUAUUUCCAUCCUCAGUACUCCACCCCAGUUUGUUUCCUUACCUGUUCAAUUGCAAGCAACUGAAGAUUUGAUAAGCCCCAGAUUUGGUGGUUUUACUGGUUUUGAGAUAAAGUACUCUGACUCAGAGGAGAACAUCUCCGUUACUCUCAGUACCCAAUUUGGUUCGAUAUUUCUUUCUCCUAUGCCAAUGCAGUUCUGGCAAUCAAGAUGGAAUCCACUUGCUAUCAGCGAAGGGGAAGGAGAUUGGAAGGGUUUGAUCUUAGAGGGCCAUGUGGAAGUAAUUAAUUUUGCUCUUCAGUCAAUCCAGUAUCUUGGAAAUGAUAACUUCAGUGGAGAUGAUUUCAUCCAUGUUUCUACCAUGAACAAAAAUGGAAUAAAUGAUGCCCAUGUUCCAGUUUUUGUACAACCUAUCAAUGACCCUCCAUUUAUUCAUGUCCCUGAAUUUAUAAAGUUGCGGAAGCAUGAUGAAGGUGGUUCGCAGAUCUUCAACAGUGAAAGAGAUCAGUUUGAAUUCCUAAUUGGAGAUCCAGAUCUUUUUAAUUUUCCUGGGAAUGAGUCUCGCUUUUUGGUCACACUUUCCAUGGAGGUUAAUGCUGGAAUUUUGGUAACUAACCUACCAAUUCACCUUAUCAAUACAACUGAACUGAAGCUGAAGAGCAGUAACCAGUGGCAGCCCCUUCAGACUUUUGUCAGUAUUUCAAGACAUUUUUUGGUCAAGGCAAAAGGAGUUAGAUUCAGGGGAACAAUUAAGGACUGCAACAAUGUCAUGCAGCAACUGUCAUAUCAAGGUGGAGAAUAUGGAGCUGUUCUAACCGUGGCUGUAAAUGAUAUGGGAAAUUAUGGUUGUUAUCCAGAUUGCUCUGAAAGGAUGUCAUUUCCUCUUUUUGCUGAGGCUACUGUAAAUCUAAUCGGGAGACAGCCAAUGAGUUCACUGGCAGCUCAUUCCCUCGGAUCAGCAAUUGUGAUUGAAUUCAUUAUGAUGUUUGCCCUUGGAGUGCUGCUACUCUUUUUCACAUGUAAAUGUGCCAUAGCUCUUGAAAAUGAAAGAAAAAACCGUUGUGCUAGGAACAUCAAGCACUCCAGACAGGGAAAUUUUCAAAAACAUACUUCAAGUGGAACUUCAUCAGAGAAUGUGACUUACUUCACAGCUGCUUGUUCAAGUACCAGGAGUCAGCCUUCCAACUUCUGCCAGCGGUCUCGCCGGCUGUCAGGAAAUGGAAGAUCUAGCAAAGAUGAACAUCGUUCCCCCCAAUCUUCUGAGCAAAGCCCUCGAACCAGUUUCAUGCCUCUUUCCGUUGAAAAGGACUAGAUGAACCUG
Molecule: messenger RNA, 3441 nt
Organism: Telopea speciosissima
Lineage: Eukaryota; Viridiplantae; Streptophyta; Magnoliopsida; Proteales; Proteaceae
Product: protein GAMETE EXPRESSED 2
Exons: 17
Coding region: 25-3432 (1135 amino acids)
Biological process (GO): actin cytoskeleton organization; pollen sperm cell differentiation
Molecular function (GO): actin filament binding
Source: RefSeq, a predicted model, not a curated record